Lolium perenne is the source of this 1477-nucleotide messenger RNA. RefSeq names its product gibberellin 20 oxidase 1-D. The record is from RefSeq and is a predicted model, not a curated record. NCBI's taxonomy places the organism in Eukaryota, Viridiplantae, Streptophyta, Magnoliopsida, Poales, Poaceae.
CAGGGAGAGAGGGGGUCAGGCAGACUUGAGUCACCACCCUCAGCUCCUCUUCUCCUCCAGUGCAGGAUCCUCGAGCUCGAGAUCACUCGCCUGGCUCAUCGACUAAUCCUCCGGCGAUCUUUGAGCUUGACGAGCAAUCCACACUCUGCUUCUUGCAGCACAGCGCGCGUGCUCUGCUUCCUGUCGAUCAUGGUGCAGCCUGUGUUCGACGCUGCGUUGCUGUCUGGGCAGUCGGACAUCCCGUCGCAGUUCAUCUGGCCGGCGGACGAGAGCCCGUCCCCGGACGCCACCGAGGAGCUGCACGUCCCGCUCAUCGACAUCGGGGGCCUCCUCUCCGGCGACCGCGUCGCGGCCGCCGAGGUGACGCGCCUCGUCGGCGACGCCUGCGAGCGCCACGGCUUCUUCCAGGUCGUCAACCACGGCAUCGACGCCGAGCUCCUGGCCGACGCGCACCGCUGCGUGGACGCCUUCUUCACGAUGUCGCUCCAGGGCAAGCAGCGCGCGCUCCGCCGGCCCGGCGAGUCGUGCGGCUACGCCAGCAGCUUCACCGGCCGGUUCGCGUCCAAGCUACCGUGGAAAGAAACGCUGUCGUUCCGCUCCUGCCCGUCGGAGCCGGACCUCGUCGUCGAGUACAUCGUCGCCACCCUCGGCGAGGACCACCGCCGCCUCGGGGAGGUGUACGCUCGGUACUGCUCAGAGAUGAGCCGACUGUCGCUGGAGAUCAUGGAGGUGCUGGGUGAGAGCCUCGGUGUGGGGCGGGCCCACUACCGGCGCUUCUUCGAGGGCAACGAAUCCAUAAUGCGGCUCAACUACUACCCGCCCUGCCAGCGGCCCAACGAAACCCUGGGCACCGGCCCGCACUGCGACCCGACGUCGCUCACCAUCCUCCACCAGGACGACGUGGGCGGACUGCAGGUGCACGCCGAUGGCCGCUGGCUAUCCAUCCGGCCCAGGGCCGACGCCUUCGUCGUCAACAUCGGCGACACCUUCAUGGCGCUCUCCAACGGCCGCUACAAGAGCUGCCUCCACCGCGCCGUCGUCAACAGCCGUGUGCCCAGGAAGUCGCUGGCCUUCUUCCUGUGCCCGGAGAUGGACAAGGUGGUGGCGCCGCCGGGGACGCUCGUCGACGAGGCCAACCCGCGGGCGUACCCGGACUUCACGUGGCGGGCGCUGCUGGACUUCACGCAGAAGCACUACCGGGCCGACAUGAAGACGCUCGAGGUGUUCUCCGACUGGAUCCAGCAGGGCCACCAGCCAGCCGCCACGACGACGACGACAUAAGAUCAGAGGACGUACACUGCUUCUGCUUCUCUGCAUCUGCUAGCUUGUUGUACGUAGCUCCACCAUUGAUUCAGCUGAGAGUGUGAGAAGAGACGCUCAGCCAUAUCGAUCGAUAUUGCAAUGCUAUUAAAGCUUAAUUGAUCUAGACGACGUUUCACAAGUUUACAAGCAUGAACGGCAAGAUUUUCCAAGUUGA